Molecule: messenger RNA, 2940 nt
Organism: Anopheles cruzii
Lineage: Eukaryota; Metazoa; Arthropoda; Insecta; Diptera; Culicidae
Exons: 8
Coding region: 61-2805 (914 amino acids)
Biological process (GO): proteolysis
Molecular function (GO): serine-type endopeptidase activity
Source: RefSeq, a predicted model, not a curated record
GGCGGCGGCGGAUGGCGGUACGAAUGUCUGCUGGAGGUCCUGGGCUUAGCUCUGGCAGUUAUGGCAGUUAGUUUGUCGUGGGUGUCGGUCAGCGGUUCGAAAACGCAGCUGUUCGAGAAUGAUCGGUGCGCGUUGAAGUCCGGCAAGCUUGGUGUCUGUCUACGGGCGAACAAGUGCGCCUGGGUGAAGACGUCCCUGGAGUCACACGCCAUUACCCACGCCGACCUGGUAAAGUGUGGCUUUGUUGGCGACGAACUGAUCAUCUGUUGCCACCAGGAUGACUCGCUGGCACGCAUGGGCGAGAAGUCAGCGAACGGUGCUUGUGAGGGGUACGAUGGUGUACAGUCGCGGCUAGCAUUCCACAUCAUCGGCGGAUACGCCGCCGAUCACGGUGAGGUUCCAUUCAUCGGUGCGCUCGGUUACCAUGCCGCAGGGACAGACACCUACGUGUGGGCCUGUGGAGGCACCUUGAUUGCGCCACGCUUCGUCCUGACCGCGGCGCACUGCAUCAACAGUGUCCAUGGCCGCCCAAGGGUCGUCCGGAUGGGUACGACCAAUCUGAUUAAAUCCGCAGACCCAGCUGCAGUCCAGGACCGCUCCAUAGAGCAACAUUUCGUGCACCCAGCAUACAAAAAGCCCCGUCGCUACCACGACAUCGCCCUCGUCCGGGUCGCCGAAAGCUUCGUGUUCGACGACGUCGUGCACCCGGCCUGUUUGCAUCCAACGGCCGCCGAUCUCGCGCCAACCACGACUCUGCUCGCAGCCGGCUGGGGCGACAACGGCAACCUGUCCCGUACACCGCAGGCGCUGCUCAAGACGAACCUUACCACCGUGCCGUUGGUCGAGUGCCGGGCCCGAAUCGAGCCGCUGUACGAAGCGCUGCACGGAACGCUCCAAAGACAGCUGGCGGACGGUAUCCUGGAUUCGCAUUACUGCGCCGUGGGGUUCGCCAUCAACGGUAGCAAUGAUCACAGUGACACCUGCCCCGGUGACUCGGGUGGACCCCUCUACUACAUUAGUAACGAUGAGGCCCAGAAGUACUUCCUGGUCGGUGUUACCUCGCUGGGCUUCGGCUGUGGGUCGGGAACACCGGCGAUAUACACCCGCGCAUACUAUUACCUCGACUGGAUUGCCUCGAUCGUUUGGCCAUCCGAACCGGAAGCCACCGGGGAUAGCCGACACACAACAUCGCGCCACGAAUGGUCUACGCGCCACCGCGAAGAGAAACCCGUUAGUCGCACUCGUGAGCUACGAUCGUACGGAUCGCGAGGAGGUUUUGUGCUUGUCUUCCGAAUCCGAAUCCGAAUCCCGGACGGACGUCCCUUCGACAUCGACCUGCAUCGGAAUCCUAACCGGGUGGCAAAGAAAACAGAGCCUAACCGGCGACGAAGGAUACCACCCAGCCCAGCCCAGCAUCCGAGGCUGUCAGACCUGCCGAAUGUCAUUCCACAGGCUUGGCGUUCGGCCGUGAGCCUUCGGUCAUUCGGAUUCGGCCACUAUGGUCCGUCACGGACGCGACCAAUGAGCCGGGCAGGGAAACCGACCGCCGGUGUCUGGGAACCACCACCACCACCACAACCACCACAGUCAAUCAAACCGCACCAAUCACCAACGCACACACGGAAGAACUUAACCGGAAGGGCAGCAAUCGCCGACCGUAUACCAUCAACCGAUCGACAGCGGAACCGAACCCGUGCCAUGUCCGUGUCCGCGCCCUUGUGGCUGUUGGUGGCUGUCGCGGCCGCCGCCGCCGCUAGUAGUUGGAUAGUCCGUGAGGCCUACGGCCAAUUCCUCGAAGAGGGUGAUAAGUGUGAGCUGCGCGACGGGUCGGCCGGUGUCUGCACCGUGUCCACCAACUGCCCCUGGUUCCUGGAGGUGAUCGUGACGAACAAGCGGUUCGCCGAGCGGGUGUCGUGCGGGUUUGACGGCUUGACGGAGGUGAUCUGCUGCAAGAUGAACCGCACGGACGUGGGCACGGGUGUCCGGUCCCGGCUCGCCUGCGACCAGGUGCCCAACUACACGUCCCGUCUCACGUUCCACAUCAUCGACGGCGAGGAGGCGCUCGACGGUGAAUUCCCGUUCAUGGCUGCGCUCGGCUACCCGACCGACGAACCCGCCGUCAACGUGAGCUACCGGUGCGGGGCGAGCCUGAUCGCGCCCGACUUCCUGCUCACGGCGGCCCACUGCAUCCCGGUCAGCGAUCGGCCGACGGUGGCGAUCCUCGGCACCAACAACCUCGCCCCGGGCAAUCACGGUGUCGUCGUCCGGUUAAAGGAAUUCUUUCCGCAUCCGGAGUAUCGAUCGAACCGGAACUACCACGACAUUGCGCUCGUGCAGCUCGAGCGACGCAUUGAGAACGAGCCGGACGUGAACGCAAUCUGUCUGUACGACGAUCGGCUGGAUCUGCCCCCUGACACGGUGCUGACUGCCGAAGGGUACGGUAUCAUCGAUCUCGACCGCAACCUCCGCUCCAACCAGCUGAUGAAGGUCAACCUGACGACGGUGGCGUGGCUCAAGUGCAACCAGAGCUUCGCCGAUAGCAACCUGCUGAAGAACAACCGGAAGCUGCCGCAGGGCAUCGUCGACACGCAGUACUGUGCGACGGGGCGCGAGAACGAAGACACGAAGACUGUGGGCGAUACGUGCCAGGGUGACUCCGGCGGCCCGAUGCAGAUCCUGGUCGACGGCAAGUACAAGCUCGUCGGUGUGACGUCCUUCGGUAACGGGUGCGGCAGCAGCACGCCCAACGUCUCGACACGGGUCGCCGCCUACAUCGAGUGGAUCGAAAGUAUCGUGUGGGCGUGAUCGUCCUUUUGCACUCCCCACCGUUUUCCAGGGGGCAAAAAGACACGCAGGCACGGUGGCGGCCACCACCAGCAAUAGUAGUAACCAAGCAUAAUGCGUGUCGCAUGUGUCGCAGAGGGAUUUGAACGAAGAUUU